AUGAAACGAUUACAAAGAUGGAGUAAACAAAAGAAAACAGGCGCAGUGAAAAAAAGAAUUAUGCAGGAAUGCCGUAUUUUUUUGGAUUCACUUAAUAAUGGUACGAAUGACACAAACAAAUCACUUAGUUAUGAUGAUAUCCGAUUAGAUUCUGGUAUUCCAGUUAUUACGGAAAAUAAAGAAGAUUCGUUACAAAGAGAAUAUAUAAAUAGCCAUAAUACGAGUAAUUUUGGUCAAGUUCGAGUGGAGGCACAGCAGGGUUCCGUAGAACAAGAACAAGAAAAAGCACAAGUAAAUAACAAUUUUUUCGAUUCCAUACCACUUAGUGCGUCAGAAGAUGAAGAAGAAGAGGAAGAAAAAUUUAGUGAUAUUGAAAAAAUUACUGCACUAACUAAACAAUUAAAAACGUGGUCCGUAGGAAACAAUAUUACCCAAACUGCUUUAAAACAGCUUCUGUUGAUUUUGAAUGAAGGCUACGUUAGUACUACAUUAUUACUUCCGAAAGAUCCACGCACUGUUUUGCGUACUCCAAAAGAAAUUUGUAUUAAAAAUAUAGAAGGAGGACAAUAUUGGCAUCAUGGUAUAACUGAACCGUUAAUGAAAUUACUUAAGGAUUUCACGCCCAUUCCAAAUAGCAUUCAUUUAAUCUUUAAUUUUGACGGUCUGCCAAUAUUUAAGAGUGCCAAAAAGGAGUUUUGGCCAAUAUUAGCCAAUGCAGAGGGGAAUGUAUUCACAAUUGGAAUAUACUAUGGUACAGGCAAACCAAAAAUAUUAGAAGAAUAUUUAGAAGAUUUUGUAACUGAGAUGAAAUCAUUACUUAGUAAUGGAAUAAUUAUAGAUGAGAAACUUGUUUCUAUAAAAAUCAAAUGUUUUGUUUGUGAUUCUCCGGCAAGGGCAUUCCUUAAAGGUAAAUAUUUUUAA
This is a messenger RNA of Parnassius apollo (apollo), 921 nucleotides long. The record is from the annotation of a GenBank genome assembly. Lineage: Eukaryota; Metazoa; Arthropoda; Insecta; Lepidoptera; Papilionidae.